Molecule: messenger RNA, 10264 nt
Organism: Anopheles arabiensis
Lineage: Eukaryota; Metazoa; Arthropoda; Insecta; Diptera; Culicidae
Product: filaggrin-like
Exons: 9
Coding region: 912-5174 (1420 amino acids)
Cellular component (GO): plasma membrane
Molecular function (GO): volume-sensitive chloride channel activity; intracellularly calcium-gated chloride channel activity
Source: RefSeq, a predicted model, not a curated record
CCAACACGCCAAAAUACACGGGGAAAAAAUAAAAAAUACAGAGCCGUGAGCUGGUUCGGACGUGUUUUGGUGUCGCUCGUGCUAUUUUCCAGUUUUAAUUGCCUUGCGGGAAAUAUUGCGCUAGCGCGCGUGUGUGUUUGUGUCCGUGUGUAACUGUGUGUGUGUGUGUACCUGUUCACGAUGAAAUAUUUUCGCGUUUUGCGGCGGCGGAUGAAGGACAUUCUGGUGUGCGACGAGUGAAAGCAGCGUGCCGUCGGAAGCAGACCAGCGUCACAGUGUCCAAGCGGUUUUUUCGGCAAGGGUUCGCUGACCAUAAUUCCCAAGCAUUCCAGUUCAAUCCACCUUGUUAAGCAGUGCACAAAAAAGGAUCCACAGAGAUAGCUUGUGUGUGUGUGUGUGGGUGCAUAAGUGAGUGUGUAUAGUGCGGGAGGGGGAGGAAAUGUUUUAAAAAUUGGGCCACAUUCUCAAAAAAAUAGAGCUCACAGCAUCCCCAGAGUGUGGCAGUGCAAAAGUAGAAGAAGAAUAUCCUUCCUCAUCGUGUGUGUUUGUGUGUGCGUGUGUAUAUGAUCUAUUUGUGUUUGUGUGUGUACGCGUGUACCUCGUGCUUUGCGUUGCCCAAAAUGCGGCAUUAAGGGAAGCAAGUGCGGUUCGUCGUUUGCGGAUAAGUUGGGUCGGUCGAGGCAGCAGCAACCAGCAGCCAGCUACCAGCCAGUCAACACCACUUGCACACCCCGAAAAUACACGCACGCUCACGUGUUAGUGUGUGUCGGUGUGCGCGCGAGUCUGUUGGGGGGUAAACGAAGCGGUGUUUGUUCGCCCGGUGUUUGGCGGAGCACGACGACGAGGCACGGUCGACGCGCGAAGUGCGCGAGAACAGCGUCAACCCCAGCUUCAACUCCCGCAGCGACGCGAUGCAGUACGGGAACGUGAUCAUGGAGCAUCAUCAGCCCGCACCGUCCUUCCUGGUGCAGCUGCUGCACUCGGUGCCGCACAUCAACAUCACGCUGCACCGGGUCAACGAUACGUUCAAUCCGAACAGCACCGUCUACACCGAGAGCCUUGGCAUACUGGCGUCCAUACCGGCCGCGCUGCUGAUCAUUUCGCUCGUGUUUCUGCUGCUGUAUCUGCUGACGCGCUGCUGCGAUCGGAAGCCGCGCAAACCGAAGUCGCACGGCUGCCAAAAGUGCACGCUGAUCUUUUUCGCCAUCAUCUGCUGUGCGGCGAUCGGUCUCGGCCUGUACGGCAACGACGAUCUGCACAAUGGGGUGCUGCAGAUCUUCGGCUCGGGCCGCAAGAUCGAGCAGCUGAUACUGAACGUGCGGAAUCAGACGGAAAUGGUAAAGCAUAACCUUAAGUCGAAGGUGGUCCUGUCGGAACUGGAGCAAAUCUUUGAGCAGCCGCCCCAUCGGCCGAAUGUGACUGCCCUCUACAUGCUGCACGACACGGUUAAGAUGGCCAAGGACAACACAACCUUCGCAAUCAACGCACUGGAAACGAUCGUCUAUCUUACGCGCCCUGCGUAUACGGACAUUACGCUGAAAAGCUUGCUGGAUACCUACGAGUUUUACGAGGAGCUACGGUGGCCCAUCACGCUCGGCUUUCUGACUUUCCUGUUACUGCUGUGCAUCAUCCUGAUGAUUGGAGCGACGCGGAGCUCCCGCUGCGCCCUGAUCUUCUUCAGCGUCUGCGGACUACUGGCCGUCACCGUGUGCUGGCUGCUGUCCGGCAUCUACUUGGCUAGUGCUGUCGCGCUUGGCGACUUCUGCAUGAAACCGAACGACUUUAUAUGCAGCCAUCCAAAGCUGAAAGACGUGCAGUACACGUACUGCAGCACCGUCGGCACCAACCGGUACGUGCUACGGCUGAACGAGUCGAAAGUUCACGUGGACCGCGCCAAAGAGUCGCUCGAGACGGUGACCAGCAUCGGCAUGGACCUGUACCCGGGCAUCCAGAUCAGCUCAAAGGUGAACAAGAUCAAUGGGGAGCUCGAUGACAGCAAGCGCCAGCUGACCGCCCUCUCCGUCAUGCUGGACCGUCGCACCGUGGCCGAACACUAUGCGGACGCCACGCGCAGCCUGUGCGAGGGUGGCUUACUCGGGCUGACGCUAAUGCUGCUGGCCAGCUUAGUGUCGGCGGCCAUUCUUAGCUUACUCGUGUGUGUCGAUUCGCACACCUGGAUUUAUCUGACGAAAAAACGACCAGGAUAUGAGGAUAAGGCAGAGACGACUCCACUCUUUCCGGCCGGCGCCAACGCUUCGCCCGCCGCACCAAUAAUUGCGUCCGGCACAAUGACGGUCAACCGGACGCUGCUGCACGCCCAAACUGCCACCAGCAAUGGGUCAACGGGAGGUGCUGCUGGAGCGGGGGCCGGCACCGGCACGCUCAUCCCGACCAGUGGCCGUAACGGCACCACACACGGAAUGCGCGGGUUUGCAUCCUAUAGUGGCGAUGAGUCACCGCCACCAGAUUAUAACGUUGUGGUGCAUGAUAACAACAGAGCAUCUGGGCAUCACACUCUUGGUCGGCUACCGUCGCAACACGCUCCCAUGAUGGGUCCGAACAAUGGCAAAUAUGCUACCCUAAGUAAACAGUGCAAAACACUCGAAUCGAACGAUUAUAAGAAACUGACAGCAUCUACCGCAACAUUAUCCGACAAAGAUCCGCGUGACAUCUCCAACAAUGGGUUCAAUCGCUUCGACCCGAAAUAUGUCAGCAUCGGACCGAAAGCCAUCCGCAACACGGUCAACAACGUAACGGCGAACGUAAACAAGUGUGCUACGCUGCGUCACGGUGGGCGGUACGGUGGUUCGCUGAGCGUUAGCGCGGGUAUAGGUGGUAGCGGAAGCCAUCAUGGUUCGACCGGUCUGGGUGGUGCUCGCUCGGGCACAAGCCCGAGCCCGAAUCUCAAAAACGUUCAGCAACCAAUGCUGAGCCACAGCCAAACGCAGCAAUACAAGCAGCACCAUCCGGAACGCCAACUGUCGGCUUCCGGGACUGGGUCGGCAAACGCGGCCGGCGGUGGUGGAUCAGACCGCACCGAGCAGAAGCUCGCAAUUUCAACCGUAUCGAAAGAGUACAGCCAGCAAUCGGCCUCUUACUCGUGUGCCACACUGCCGUACAAGAAACCGGGCAGCGGGUACACUGAAACGUCCAUUGCACCCUCACCAGUAACCACGUCAAUAUUGAAGAAGGAAAGCAAUCUGGAUAGCCAGCAUAACCAGCGAUACGCCCCAACAGUGUACAGUAUCGACACUUCCGCUUAUCACCAUCAGAGGGAAGGCAGUGGUGGUGGCGGUGGCGGUGGCGGUGGGUUCCAUCACCAUUCGUCCCAACCAUCACACCACCAGCAGUCGCUGGCGCUAGCUCAGCAACAGUCUCAGCAACAGUAUCUGCAGCAACAACUGCAACAGCAACUGCAACAGCAGCAGCAACAACAACAGCAGCAACAACAACAGCAGCAACAACAACAGCAGCAGCAGCAACUGCAACAACAACAACAACAACAGCAACAAACACACCACAGAUCGCUGUCCAGCACGAAUCAGUUGUAUCAGGAGACGGGCGCGGGCUCUGCAUUCGCUAGUCCACCGCCAUCGAUUGCGUCCACAGCGACGACCCGCUCGAAUGUGUCGAUCAUUAACCAACCACUGCCAGACAUUCCGACCAGUGCUGGUGGUGGUGGUGGCGGUGGUGGAAGUAGCUCAAUCAAAAACAGCCAACAGCCGCUUUGCGCCGCCACGCUGAACCAGUACCGUUCGCUGCAGCGACCGCACAAGCAGCAAACCGGCAGCAGCGGGCUCUCCACGCUAGCGACCCCGACGGGAAAACCGACCGUUCCACCCAAGGUGACCCCACCGAUGCUGCCACCGAAGAACCGGCACAAAGACGACGCACAGUACCAAACGAAGGCCGCAGCAAUGGCGUCCGGUUCGGGCGGGUCCGCAAUGACGCCGCCACUGCCAUCUUCCCGGCCACAGCAACCGUUACCUCAACCACCUCCACCGCCGCCAGCGCAAUCGCUUCACCAUCACCACCACAGCCAGCCGGGAGGGCAGCAAAGCAAGGCACAGUCCUACGGUAGCGGCAUGAGCAUCUCGAGCAAUUUCAACGCCAUCCAGCAGCAGCUGCAGAACCAGCUCCACUUCAAGCAGUACCAUCAGCUCACGCAGCAACCGUGGCAGCGCGAACAGCUGCCCCAGAAUGUAGCGAACAGCAGUAGCACGUUUGGCAAUUACGAGCGCCAACAGGCCGGGCACGGGACAAGCAGUCGCAACCGGUCGUACUCCGGGGGCAGCAGUAGCACCGACCAGGCACCGCACUCCUCCUCCAAACCGAGCAAUAUCGAGAAGGCCAAAAACCAUCAUCACUCGUCAUCCGGUUCGGCCCAGCCGGCACCCACCGGUGGAGGUUCGAUGGUGGCCAACUAUCAGACGCUUCCGAAAAAUCACCAUCAUCACCAUUAUCCACAACAGCAGCAGACACAGCAAGCACAGCAACAGCAGCAGAAGCAACAACAACAUCAACAACAACAGCAACAACAGCAACAACAACAACAUUACCUACAACAGGGUCAAUCGAAUUCGUUCGGUUCCACCAACAGUGGUGGUCAACAUCAGCCGCAACCGAAGAGCAUCCUCAGCAAAACACGUCCCAACGAAACGCGCGAACGGGAGCAGCGCGAGCGGGAACGCGAACAGCGGGAAAGGGAUCGGGAACGGGAUCGGGAUCACCACCGUGAACGGGACCGGGAUCGCGACAGGGAUCGUGAUCGAGAUCGUGACCGGGAUCGUGAUCGAGAUCGUGAUCGGGAUCGUGAUCGAGACCGCGACCGGGACCGUGAUCGUGACCGUGAUCGGGACCGUGAUCGGGACCGUGAUCGGGAUCGUGAUCGGGAUAGGGAACGCAACCGUGAUCGCGAACAUCGAGAACGAGACCGUGAACGUGGUGAUCGGGACAGAGAGCAUCGCAACCGGGAGCGUGAACGGGAAAAGGAUCCGGACCGGCACGGUGAGCAUGCCGAACGUAGCCACCAUCAUCGAACCAGCCACGAGUAUCAUCAAGACCCUAGCCACGGAACGCAGGCGAACAAUAAAAACCCGAACGUUUACUACCGUUCCCUGCAGCGCGGCGGUCUGCAAGCCAAUAACGAUCUCUACUCUGUAACAGAAUUGUGAGAAAGGUUUGACUUUUAAGUUUGUUCUUAUGCUGCUUAAGUUCAACUUGCUCAUCUCCAUCCGACUACCACCACCACUACUACUACUAUUACUACUACUACUACUUCUACUACUACUACGAACAUAUGCCCUCGAUCGAUCAUUGGCGAUCAACUUUAAACGUGGGCUAUCGCGUUCGGUACGCCCUCUAGAGAGCAGGUUUCUCAUUGCGGCGUGUCGAUAUAGAUGCCCCCGUUUGGUAUCACCCGAAAACCUUUUCUACGUCCAGCCUAGGAAGUUUUGUCGAAUCCAUUUACCCUUUCACUCGCGUUCUUAUAAAUUAUACCAAAAUUUCCGAUUUGAUAUAUAUAUCGAACAAAAAUCAAUGCUCAUACGUAACGCGACGUAGCUCGGGACAGCACUAGCACUUUCUCUGCGGCACCGAGAAAGCAGUCCUACCAGCAAUAGAAUAGUGAGAUAAGCAAAACACAAAGCAAAAUAAACGAAAAGAAAUUCAAUGCAAAUUUUAAUACACAACCUCGAUAGGAACAAACAUCGCGACAACAUAUAUAUAGUAAGCAAGCCUAUAAUAGUAACGUGUUGCCUACGUUGCGACAUGUUCUCUGUUGUCUGGGCAAAAAGGCGUUUGUGGCCAAAACCGAGCAAAAUGAAAUGCGAAAAGGAAAAAAAAACUGUGCUGUUAUGAUGAUGCACCGGGCGGCAUUUGCGGGGAGAAGCGUAACGUAAAGAAAAUUCUAACGAACCAAAAAAAGAAAGAAAGAAAGAAUUCAACUCUCAAUUUUUACACCAGCUAUUGUUGUCAUGGGCAAUGUGGUACGUCACUCUUCUGUACAUAGAAAGCAAACAAAGGGAAAAGAGAAAAGCGGAAAAAGACUCAAGCGGAGUGCGGAUACAUUUUACUGUUAAUGUUAUGAAUUACUGUCUUGUAAGACUAACGUAGUGCAACCAGAAAUUAAAGCAAAACAUAUAAAUAGGAAAGAUCUCUUUACUCUAUGAAACACAAUAGAAACUUCAAAUUAAAUUCGCCAAACAUAAGCAAACAAAUGAGACAAAACAAAGGGAGAAACGGAAACGGUUUGCACAGUUAGGAAGGAACACACCAGUUAUGAAUAGCUUUGUGAAGAACCAUUUCGAUCGAGACACAUUUCUCCAAUGGAGCAAACACCGGUGGUGUAAAAACAAUUUUUCUAACGAGUCAAACAAAUUUGCCAACAAGAGUAAGGCAGACAAUUGCUCCGCACUUGGUGAGACAGUUUCAAGUCUUGGGAGUAAACUAUUGGAAACAAAAACAGCAAAUUCGAACCAUGAAACGUUUUAACGAAUACCAGCAAUAUGGAAACAUAUUAGGGCGCAAAGAGAGAUUAGGCAGGUGCAACCAUGAGUCCCCAUCAAUGGGUAUUGAUGGGACAAAAAUGAAACGAACAUUGCACGUAAAAUAUUCUAAGCGAUCGACCGCUCGACCUUUACAAGUUGGAAGUUAAGCAAUUACAAACACACAAACACCUAUUUCUCCACUUUUUGGUAGAAAGAUUUUUCGUUUUUUUUCAGUUUUCGUCAAAGCAAAGCAUAAAUAUGUUGCUCAUAUCUACACGUGUAUCUUCCGUUUUUUCUUCUUUUUUUCAUUCAUUUGUUUCAUUUAGCAUUUAGCUUCACUCCACUACCAAUUCAUUAUAUUUACCCUACUUGCGUCAGUUUUCUUAUCUAGCUUAUUUGUUGCCUUUCAAGCAUUUAGUUAGUUGUCCUAAGUUUAGCCUUUAAUGUUAUAUUGUUCCAAAUAAUACGUAGUCUGAGCAGUGGGUGCGUGUGUAUGCGCCUACACUAUGAUGCAAAAUACGCAAGGGUAAUGUUAGAAAGUUAGAAGUAAAGAAAACAAACAGAAAUUUUUAUACCAAAUCACGUUAAGAAAAAUGAGGAAAAAUUAUAUAGAUCUUAAAAAAUAAAAAUAAAUUAAGCGUAUCAAGCGCAUUCUCAUAAGUAUGUAUCAAUUCCACGAUAGAUGAGAGACUACUAGAGACCGUUAGCGCGGGAUUAGGGAUUAUUAGGUAACCGUUACACCCAACACAGCAUAUACACGAUCACAUUCACACAUACACAUAUACAACCACACACACACCACCAAGAAACAGGCAUAAACGCUACGAGCGUCUCUUGCACACCGGACAAAGAAGAAGGCAGGUAAUUAAAUACAAUGAUGCAUUAAUUAAUUCUCGAAACAAAUCAAAUUCUAAUCAUAGUUGAUGAUAAAAAAAAGAAAGACAAAAAAAACCAACCCAGAAACACAAGAAAUCUCGUUGCAAAAGCAUUACAUUCAAAAAGCGAUAGGCGCAUGUGUAUCGUGUAACAUUAAUAUUAAGCAUAUUGAAAAACGCAUUACAACAAGCAUUAAAAACGUUACAACCGGAUAUAGACGAACAAGUUGAAGUGGAGUGGACCGAAACACAGAAAAUAAGAGAGAAGCGAGGGAGAGAGUUAAUGAAGAAGUAAUGAUCGUUUGCACGUAAGCAAAGUAGUUUAGCUGUUAGUCAGUGACACAAGAAUACUGCCAUUUUUUCAAAUGGCCCAAUCCGUAAAAAGUCAUGGAAAAUAGGGACAGCAAUGGCCAUCAAAAGGUGAUGCUCCGUAGGUAUAUAGAAGGCUGUCGAAAGAGCAGGAGUCCUUCACAGCGAGGGAAACCAUUCAGCUGGAAUACGCAUAAAACGAACGAAUCACGAAUGAGCUGUGGUCGAUGGAAUGGAACCGUGAAGCGCUAAAGCAGUUAGUGAGAGCAAAAACAAAAAACAAAAGCAAAACAAAGCAAUGUUUCGAGAGAUAGUGCUGACGCUCAAUACGAAAUGGUGCAAAGCAGUUACACGAUGAUCGUGCCCAUACACAGGUGCAUCCUUCCGCAGCCACACAACACAACACGGUGGACGGUAUAGAAAACACUGCGUCGGCGAACAACUGAUGAUAACGCAAUGGUGAAGAAGACCGUAGGUAUUUGCAAGCAUUUUUCGGGUCAAUUUACUCUACUGUAUAAGGGCGGCAGGGUGUGAAAUGUAAAAAAAGCUAUUGAAAUCCUUAGUCGUUAAGUAAGAGGAGCUACAAUCAGCCAAAAGACAAACGAACGAACGAGCGAUCGAGCGAGCGUAGUUGCGGAAGCUUUGGGUUUUAAUUGUUGGACAGCUCCCUGUGGUUGGUUUUACGUUUUUGCCACUUUGCUCUCUCAUCAGCAACCACACAACACUGUUUCACGCGGCCCUUGCCGGCGUUGGUGCACCCUCAGGCGUGGCGUAGUAAUGUUACAGUAUUUUAAAUUGACUUCUAAACGCGGGCAGAAGUGAUACACUGAAUGUGGCCCGUGGCAAAUGACAAUGAUUUUACAACAGCUUCAGUUGAUUCAAGAUGCCGGCUUUUAAGACGAGAUGAUGAUUGGCGCUAGACCGAAAACUCACCGUACCCGUAGUCUCAUCUCAUGAUGUACGUGUAUGUGUGUGUAUUUUCUUUUUUUUAAGUUCCGCCUAGUAGACUGAAACUAAGAGUUAACGAUGCGAAAUGGGAAAGCAUGAUAGAGGGACUGGGGAGUGAACAUCCAGUGAAUGUGAAGGUGGGAAGCACAAUGAUGAGUGUAAUAGAGGGAAUACGGCAGUGUUGUAAGCAAAGGAGUGAAGUUGGGGGGGGGGGGGUUGUACUGUUGGGUUUUAAAAGCUAAAAUUUAACCAAUCCAUAGAUAAACCAAGUUUCCAAGUUUAUGGACCGCACUGGCAGCAACUUCCGUGAAUCUGUAAAAAAAAACAUGAAAAACCACACACCAACUGAGCUUUUCGAUAUCAGGCAACAAUUAAAUAUACAGGAAGCAAGCAAACACACACACACACACACACGCCAUGUAUUAAUUUAGCAUCCGGUGGCAUUGACUCGCUCCUUUCGCGAGAGGAGGAUAAUAUUAUAUUUUUUUCCCGUUACAACUGUCCUUUGAUUUAAAACCAUUGUAUUAAACCAGCAAAUAGUUUUCUGAGUUUGAAGCAAACGAAAAAAACAAAACAACAUUAACGACAUUAACUGGCUCAAAAGGGAGAAAAAAAACUAUAGAUGAGCGACUCAGGCGUAUUACGGUUAUGAAAAGAAAAAGGUAGAAAAAAAACUUAUAAAAAAAUGUAACAAAACAAACAUGAAGAAGAAGAAGGAGAUAAAUAGCAAUUCCAGCCGCGGAAGCACUUGGUAAACUGUUUGAAGAACAUGUAGAUUAUGUCAAAACUUUUAGGACUUAUUAUAGUACAGUAAGCGUAAGAGAGAAGCAAGUAAAAGAGACGCAAACCUUGUUAAGCAAAGAGCAGCGCAAGUUUCGUUGUGCAGAUGGCAGUUGGAGGAGCAGGGCCAGAACGGAUGAUGUCCUUCGACGGUAUCUGGAUAGCCUGGUGUCCCGGUUUUACACUGAGCAUAGACAUGGAAGGAGGAGCGAUUGAAGAGUGUGUGUGCGCGUGUGGUCGUUACAGUAGACCGAUUGUUUAUGCUGUGUGAUGUUGCUAGUUUAUGAAGGGUGCCAUCUUGAAUAGACAUGAACACAAAUAAUCGUAAUUUUAGGACACGCAGAAUGCGAAAGCACGUGCGCAAGUUUCACGACAGAGACGAGCAGCGCACUAUAGUAUAGCAGCACUCGGGGUUCCGUUAAGUUUAAAUUUUAAGUGCUCGUUGUAAUUCGAUUAUUUUUUUGUAUUUUAGUAGUUAGUUUGUGUAUAGCUUUUAAGCUGAUUCAGUUUUAUGUUGCAACUGAUUUUUGUCGUGAUGAAGAAGAUAAACCAAGAGUUCGAACGGGGAACGGACCGGAUUUCAAUUCAGCUGCAGCAUUGUGUGUUUUCCUUUUCGUAUGUGCGCAUGUAAACCAGAGCCGGCCGGUGCACGUGCUGAGUUCGGGUUUUUUUUUUUUUUAUUGCAUUAGUCAUUAGUAAAGGAAGCGAUAUUUAUUUCCUGUACAACUUCACUUGUCCGUGCAACACAUUGCCGUAUCGAUUAGUGUUUCAUAUUUAGUCAGUUUUACUUCCGCAAUGAAAUACACAAAACCACACAGAUACAAGAUUGUGAAAAGGAUUAAUAAACAAAUCAAAAUAAUUGAA